Molecule: messenger RNA, 1108 nt
Organism: Scatophagus argus
Lineage: Eukaryota; Metazoa; Chordata; Actinopteri; Scatophagidae
Gene: limd2
Product: LIM domain containing 2
Exons: 4
Coding region: 195-539 (114 amino acids)
Biological process (GO): actin filament bundle assembly
Cellular component (GO): actin cytoskeleton; plasma membrane
Molecular function (GO): actin filament binding
Source: RefSeq, a predicted model, not a curated record
AGAGAAAAAAAUAAAAGGAUCUGUUGAAAACAGCCGAGGAGCGGAGCGGAGGUUAGAAACUCACCGGCACUGGGGCCAGCCUCUGUAACAAAGCCUCCCGUACGGGUGAAUGAGAGAGCGAAGAUCAACCUCCAGCCACCGAGUGUGAACAGACUCUGCGUUAUCAGCCAGUGCGUCGCAGACAAGAAGCGCAGAUGGACACCAGGAGCACCACCGAAGAAAAACCUGUCCAGCGAUCCAAGUCCUUCAGCUUUAAGACCCAAAAGGAAGUGUGUUCAUCAUGCGAGAAGACGGUCUACCCAAUGGAGAGAUUGGUUGCCAACAACCUGGUCUUCCAUUCAACGUGCUUCUGCUGCAAGCACUGCAACGCCAAACUCAGCCUCGGCACCUUCGCAGCUCUUCAGGGCGAAUUUUACUGCAAACCCCACUUUCAGCAGCUGUUCAAAAGCAAAGGCAACUACGACGAGGGCUUCGGACGCAAACAGCACAAAGAGCUGUGGACCUCCAAGGAGACGGAUAAUAUAACCAAGACGGCAUAAUCGUGUCAGCCUGUGUCCCACCCCGGCUCCGCCUCCUCCUUUUCCCUCCGCCUAACACCUCCAGUACAUCACGGUGAACACACGCCUCGUAUUCUGGGGCGCUGUUGAAUCUCACACACACGCUCACUUGCUUCUUAAAUGCCAUCAGAACAAAUACAUGCACAAACAGCUUUGGAAAUGACUGGCCAGUCGUAAUCAUACCGCUUAAAAUUAAUUUUGGGGAUUUAUCUUGGGUUCGGUUUUAUUGAUUUACUUUAUGUUCCUGUUUCAAAUUGGUAGUUGAAUGUGACCAAAAGCCUUCUUCUGUAUGGGGAGAGUAAUAAUAUUAAUAAUUGAAUUUUUUUUUUCUUUCUAAUAAUUUGCACCCUUUCUGUUUUAUUUUGUGAGUACGUAACUGUAUGCUCAGGCAGACAUAUCAGAGGGGUUACAGAGCAUCCGUGUUUUGCAGUCGAGCAUACACUCAGGUCAAUUUUCACCCGGGGAUUUAAAAAAAACAAAAACAAACAAAAAAAAAAAACACAUUGCAACUAGUUUCACUAAUUUUAUCAGAACACAAAUCAAAAAUAAUA